Messenger RNA from Pungitius pungitius (ninespine stickleback), 4701 nucleotides. RefSeq names its product adenylate cyclase 7 (gene adcy7). Gene Ontology annotation, cellular component: plasma membrane. The record is from RefSeq and is a predicted model, not a curated record. The transcript has 26 exons. Bases 535 to 3885 code for a protein of 1116 amino acids. Gene Ontology annotation, molecular function: adenylate cyclase activity. Lineage: Eukaryota; Metazoa; Chordata; Actinopteri; Perciformes; Gasterosteidae. Gene Ontology annotation, biological process: adenylate cyclase-inhibiting G protein-coupled receptor signaling pathway; intracellular signal transduction; adenylate cyclase-activating G protein-coupled receptor signaling pathway.
CCCAUCUGCCUCUUAAGUGGUGGAGCUGCCAACCCCAGCGCUCCAUUACAUCCCGAGACCUGGUGGGAUCACCGGUGACCUUUUGUCGCUCCCGUUUUCCUCCCUCCCUAUCCCUCUCCUCCCCCUUUUCUUAAACAGCCCCCCCACCCCCACCGCCCCCUUGCUCCUGCGUAUCUCCCGGGCCCCAAGCUUAUCACUCAAAACCCGCUGCAGGGAGCAACACGGCAGCUGGCAAAGGAUGAAGCAGGUCCGCCCGCCAACCCCAGACAGAGGCUAGAAGACACAAAGGGAGGGAGAGAGAGAGAGAGAGAGAGAGAGAGAGACGGCGAGAGACCUAGGGGGACGGCGAGCAGCGAGGAGCCGCGGCGAGAAAAGAGGCCGGCGAGAGAAAGCGUUCAAGAUGCCACGGCGAAGGAGGAGCACAAGUUUCACGGGCGCGUCAUGAGCUCAGCGGAGGGCCCCAAACCCCGGCCCCCAGCCCCCAUCUAGAACUCACCGUUGUCACCCGAUAUGCCUCUCUGAGAAGCAGCAGCCAUGCCAGCCAAGGGGAAGUACCUGCUGAACGACCAGGAGCUGAAGAACGAGGCGCUGUACCGCAAGUUCUCCUGCAUCAGCCAGUACCAGCCGCUGGUGCUGCUGCUGGGCCUCUCCAUGCUCUCCUGCGCCGCCCUCCUCGUCCUCUUCUUCGCCCUGCAACUGAGCGCGAAGGAACACUGUGCCUUUGUGAGCGUGGUGAGCUGCAGCCUGUGCGUGUUCCUGGCCGUGUUCAUGCUGGUGUGCACGGAGAUGCUCUCGCAGCGAUGGAGGCGUCUGCUGGGCCUGAUUGUGUGGGCGACGCACCUCACCAUGGGCUACACCUUCAUCUUCAGCGGCCCCAUCAUCCUGCCGUGGGACCAGGUGCCUUUCUUCCUCUUCAUCAUCUUCACCGUGUACACCAUGCUGCCGUUCCAGCUGUGGUACGCCGUGGCGCUGAGCAUCAUCUCCUCGUUGUCGCACGUCGUGGUCCUCACAGUGCGCCUCACCAUUUACGACGAUAACCACCCUCCUGACCUUGCCAAACAGCUGCUGUCCAAUGCCCUGGUGUUCCUGUGUGGCUGCGGGGUGGGAGCCUUCCACAAGGUCCUGAUGGAGAAAACCCUGAGGCAGACCUUUCAAGACACCUUGAGGUGCCUGAGUAUGCGGAUGAAGCUGGAGAUAGAAAAAAGACAACAGGAGAACCUGCUGCAAUCUGUGCUUCCAGUCUACAUCUCCAUGAAGAUGAAGCUUGCGAUCAUGGAGCGCUUGCAAGACUGUAAAGACAAAGAAGAACAACAGCGACUGGUCAAAGACAACAACUUCCACAGUCUUUACGUCAAGCGGCACGAGAACGUCAGUAUUCUAUACGCCGACAUUGUGGGCUUCACCCGACUGGCCAGCGACUGUUCCCCCAAAGAACUCGUGAUUAUGCUCAAUGAGCUGUUUGGAAAAUUCGACCAAAUCGCCAAGGAAAACGAGUGCAUGAGAAUCAAGAUCCUCGGGGAUUGCUACUACUGCGUGUCAGGGCUGCCCGUCUCUCUGCCGAAACACGCCAAGAACUGCGUCAAGAUGGGGCUGGACAUGUGCGAAGCCAUCAAGCAGGUACGGGAGGCCACAGGGGUGGACAUCAACAUGAGAGUGGGCGUGCACUCGGGCAACGUGCUCUGCGGCGUCAUCGGCCUUCGCAAGUGGCAGUUUGACGUCUGGUCACAUGACGUCACGCUGGCCAAUCACAUGGAGUCCGGGGGCCUUCCGGGACGUGUCCACAUCACAGAGGCCACUCUGAAGCACCUGAAUAAGGCUUACGAAGUGGAAGACGGCAACGGCCACCUCAGGGACCCCUACCUGAAGGAGCUCAACGUCCAAACCCACCUGGUCAUUGAUCCUCGGUCCAAGGAUCCGACGUCCAACAGCCGCAACGCGCCCAAACCUCGGGUGAAUGACGGUCUGAAGAUGAGGGCGUCGGUGCGUAUGACCCGUUACCUGGAGUCCUGGGGCGCCGUCAAACCCUUUGCUCACCUUCAGAGUCGAGAGGGCUUCAUCGCGGACGCCAUCGCCAACGGAAAGUCCCGCUCCAAGGACAUCCCUCUGCGACCAGCCGCCGGCUCCAAGAUGACCGAGAGCUUGGAUGAGUCUCUAGAGGAACCGUUCUCCUUUCCCGCCCCUCCGUUCAGCAGCUAUAAGAACAAAUCCCAGAAGAGCAAGUUUGAUGAAGAGCUGCACAACGAGAUGACUACCACCAUAGAUGAGCUCAGCAGCAAGCAGUGGUCCAAGUCUGAAGAGAACGGGAGCUUAGCUCUGUGGUUUCCAAAGAAGGAUCUGGAAAAACAGGGCGUGUUUUUCUCCUCCUCUGAGUACCGAGCCCUGGACCUGCCGAUGUUCAAACACUACGUUGGCUGUGCCACCGGCAUCUUCCUCAGCGUCUUUCUCGUCCAGAUGUUUGUCACAAAGGAUCGGCAGAUGUUGGGGGCGUCGUUUGGAGUGUUGGUCUGCCUGCUGCUGCUGACCCUGGCCAUCUGUUUUGCAGGGCACUUCCAGCGCCUGUUGCCUGAGAAGCUGUCGAGGUGCCAGUGGCUGCCGGCGGUGUCCGAGGCGGUGGUGAAGCGGCCGUGUGUGCGCCUCCCUCUGGCCACCGUCACCACUGCGGCCAUCGUCGUCUUGGCGGUGUUCAACCUGUGCUUCGUCGAGACGCGUGUGCCGGAAUGUUCCGCUGUCGUGGCAAACGCUUCCCGUGAGCCGGGAUUGGACUUCAUCUACCUGCCUUACUCGGUGUACUGCUGCAUCCUGUCGCUCAUCGCAUGCGGCAUCUUCCUGCGGGUAAGCUUUGAGCUCAAAGUGCUCUUCCUCGUCCUGGCCUCCACCGUGUACUACAUCCUCAUCCUCAGCACCAAGAGGGAACUCUUUGAGUUCUACGGAAUCCUUCUCUACGCUCAGCAGUCCAACGGCAACUGCAGCAGCAUAGAAAAUCACACCGUCCUGACAUGGUUGGGGCUGAUGAAACACCCUCAGGUGAUGAGCUGCAUUUACAUCACCUUGUUCCUGGUCACCAUGCUCAUCAUCUCACAACAGAACGAGUCCUGCUUCCGCCAGGACUUCCUGCUGAAGUACAAGAACCGCACGGAGCAGGACGAGAUCGAGACCAGGGAGAACCUGAACCGCCUGCUGCUGGAGAACGUGCUGCCGGCCCACGUGGCAGCGCUGUUUGUGGGCGAGAGUAAGAAGAACGAGGACCUCUAUUAUAAGUCCUAUGACUGCGUCUGUGUGAUGUUCGCCUCCGUGCCGGAUUUCAAAGAAUUUUACACGGAGUGUGACAUCAACAAGGAGGGUCUGGAAUGCCUGAGGCUCCUGAACGAGAUCAUUGCUGACUUUGACGAGCUGCUGUCCAAACCAAAGUUCAGCGGUGUGGAGAAGAUCAAGACCAUCGGCAGCACCUACAUGGCGGCUGCAGGGCUCAGCGGGACGCCCGGUCAGGAGAACAAUCAGGACAGAGAGAGGCAGCAGGCCCAGAUUGGCAUCAUGGUGGAGUUUGCCAUCGCCCUGAUCGGGAAGCUGGACGGCAUCAACAGGCAUUCCUUCAACAGCUUCAGGCUCCGUGUGGGCAUCAAUCACGGCCCGGUGAUCGCCGGAGUGAUCGGGGCGAGGAAACCUCAGUACGACAUCUGGGGCAACACGGUGAACGUGGCCAGCCGGAUGGAGAGCACCGGGGAGCUGGGGAAGAUCCAGGUGACGGUGGAAACGUCCGACGUGCUGCAGAAGCUGGGCUACUCGUGCGAGUGUCGGGGAUUCAUCAACGUCAAAGGCAAAGGGGAGCUGAAAACCUUCUUCCUGUGCACCGACAUGAGCAAGCAGCAAGGGAUGGGUCUGAGCUGAGGCGCCCCCCCCCCCACCUCGCACCCCGGAGGUUCACGGACUCCACAAAGUGCCCGCGAGGGACCGGGCGGCCGUUUCCUGCUAAUGUGAGUGAAUGAAAUCUGCCGGCUUCGACGCUUCCUACUCCGGACCCGUUGAGCGGCUCAGGAUGGGCCCGUCGGUAGUUUUUCUCCAUACAUUCAUGUCUAGUGAUCAGUCACUUUUUUUUUUGUGUGUCCUUUAACUUUAGAUGUUUGCGAUAGAGGGAAAGAAAACAAGUGUAUUGUACUAAUGCCAAAUACAGCAUUUCUUUUUUUUAAAUAUCUCUCUGGCCCUUUAAACACAAAACGAUGGAUUCUGUUUGGAUGGGAAUUUGAAACCCAUCUGGAGACGGGAUGGACUCACUGCUCUGUUACUGUGUAAUGAGCAGGACUUAUGGGAGGCGGUACACGGGACAGACAUGAAUGCAUAUAAAAACUCCUCAUCAGUAGAAGGAGUUUCACUCUCCGGACAAAUCUUAGUUACCGGAUCUACACCUUUGCUCUUCAUGUGAUCUUUUGGGAUCCGGCGGUGUGGUGUUUGAUUUUACCUAUGUGACAAGUACACAAUGUGCCGUAUGUACGUCCUCUUGUUGGGAGGGAAUAUUCUGCUUGUCUGCAUAAGUCCUGCGAUGAGGGACAAACUGAAACUCGAUUUGUCUUGUGGCCUUACCUUUUAAAGCUGUCGCUUUGUUUGUAAUUGUGGGUAGAUAAUAAUGAUAAAUACGUAAUGGCCUUUAUGUGAACAAAUGUGACGUUGAGUUUUUGUACAGCUAUGUAAUAAAUGUUUUCCUAUGUC